UUCUCUCUGAUUACACAUUCUUUUAUGGGCCUGGCCACUGUCAGUCUUUACUUUGGUCAAAUAUUAACUAAAUAUCCGUUAGAAAAAAAUUGAGUGAGAAAAUGAGUUUCUUUAGCAAAGUGUUUGGUGGCAAGAAAGAGGCAGCCGCUCCUUCCACAGCUGAGGCAAUUCAAAAGCUACGUGAGACAGAAGAUAUGUUGAUAAAGAAGCAAGAAUUUCUUGAAAGCAAAAUAGACAAUGAAAUGUUAGUAGCGAAGAAAAACGCGUCAAAAAAUAAGCGAGCUGCUAUCCAAGCGCUAAAAAGAAAGAAGCGAUAUGAGAAACAGUUGCAGCAAAUUGAUGGUACACUAUCUACGAUUGAAAUGCAAAGAGAAGCAUUAGAAAGUGCUAAUACAAAUACUGCUGUUCUUACCACCAUGAAGAAUGCUGCAGAUGCAAUGAAAGCUGCGCAUCAGCACAUGGAUGUUGAUCAAGUGCACGAUAUGAUGGAUGACAUAGCAGAGCAACAAGAUGUUGCAAGAGAAAUCUCUGACGCUAUAUCUAAUCCAGUAGCAUUCGGCCAGGAUGCGGAUGAGGAUGAGUUAGAGAAAGAAUUAGAGGAGCUUCAGCAAGAACAGCUCGAUAAGGAAUUACUCGGUAUCGACACCACAACAGAAGAAUUGCCAGCAGUGCCGACUUCAGUUCCUGUUGUACCGAGCAAAACUCGUACAAAAACUAAACCAGAAGAAGAUGACGAUCUUAAAGAAUUGGAGGCGUGGGCAUCGUAAAAUGUUCUUAGAUGUGACGAAUUAAAAGCUACAUUUUUAAAUAAAUGUAAAAAAUUGUAUAUUAUUACAUAUAUGCAUAAUAUUACUAUAUCAUAUUGUGUGCAGUAAAUCAAUUAAAUGAAAAUCAAUAAUUUUGUAACAUAAUGAGGUUACAUAAGCUGGUGAUAGAUUUUUUCUUAAGCAUUGGCAAUUUUGGACAACGGUAUUUAAAAUUAUGCACACUAAUUAAGCUUGUUAGUAGAUAAAUAACGUUGCUUUACGCUAUGUUAAAUAUUGAUCAAACGACAUCCAGAUCUAACUGUAAACAGUAUAGUAUAUUUUAUAUUUACAGUAUAUGUAAAUAUAUAUAUGUAGGAGGUAUCAUUUAUUACAUAUAAGUGUA
Molecule: messenger RNA, 1149 nt
Organism: Pseudomyrmex gracilis
Lineage: Eukaryota; Metazoa; Arthropoda; Insecta; Hymenoptera; Formicidae
Gene: shrb
Product: charged multivesicular body protein 4b
Exons: 4
Coding region: 102-767 (221 amino acids)
Biological process (GO): late endosome to vacuole transport via multivesicular body sorting pathway; vesicle budding from membrane
Cellular component (GO): ESCRT III complex; multivesicular body; cytoplasmic side of plasma membrane
Source: RefSeq, a predicted model, not a curated record